AAUAAUCUCUUCCAGUCAUAUGUAGCACGAGGAGUCCAAGGUGGAUUAAAUCACUUUUUCAUCUAGAAGGAAGGACCCAGGAUAAGCAUAACAGGUUUGACCAGGUCUCUGUCUAUUUACCUGGUUAGUCAUCGGUAGAUUUUUUCAACCCUGAGGAUUAAUUUUUAAAAAAGGAAGAGGUGUGAUGGACGUUUCCUUGUCUUUUCUUCAGAUUUUUUCAUCCUAAGUUGACUAUCCUCCCACACCUUAUCUCGUUUCCUCCCACUUUUUGUUUCUACCGCAGUUGAAUUCUCUUCCUCAAAUCUACUGUAGAGAUAAUCCUUGCAGUAUAUUAAAGUUUUUAUAUCCUCUUCGAAACACUUCUUAACUCCUAUCCCUCUCUUAUAAAUAAUUCCUCUCAAGUAUUUUCAAAACCAUCGUCUUUCCUUCUUAGAGAGUCUAAAUGGAUAAAGAUUUGUGGGAUAAGCUUCAGUACUUAGCUUUAGGGCGAGACGACCCAGAGCUUUUAAUCCCACACUCAGACUAUGAAGAAGUCUUAGCAAGUAACAGAUUAAGCUUGAUCGCUCGACCUCUCAACCCAGUGGAGCAGAACCUGCUUGAAGUGGCUGAAAAUCUUCCCAUAGCUUGGGGCCUUUCAUCCUCGGUUCAUGGCAGAGUCCUAGAUGAUCGCUUCAUCCAAUUUCGAUUUCAAUCUGAACGCGACCUGAGAUAAGUUCUACAGCGUGAACCAUGGAGCUUCAAUCGAUGGUUUAUAGCACUGCAAAGAUGGGAUGACUUACCCAGAUUGGACUUCUUAACAUCAUUAGACCUUUGGGUUCAAAUCAGGGGGCUGCCUUUCCCUUAUAUCACUGCAAAAACCAUCCGCAGGAUAGCUAGAUCCCUUGGUGAAGUUGUGAAAAUUGACUUUGAAGACUCAGUUACAAACCAAGUUUCAUUCAUCAGAGCAAAAAUUUGGGUUUCAAUCACUGAUCGUUUCAAGUUUUUUAGAAGGGCGAGAUUCCAAUCGGGAGAUAGAGCUAUGAUAGGAUUCCAAUACGAGAAGAUGGAAAACAUAUGUACUAAUUGCUGCAGAAUCAUGCAUCCUACCUCCAGAUGCCCCUUUGAACCUACAAACAAUAAUCCCUACAACAAUCAAGGUAUCCAAACUCAUCAAAGGAGAAAUGAAGAGAUGGAAGAGUUAGACCCGAAUCCCAUAUCACAACCAUCAAGUCCUGUUGCUCAAGUACCUGUUUUAAAAGAACCGAUCCAGCAGAAUAUCGAACACCAUCCUAAGCAGAAUUCAGGUCCUUAUUUUGCUCUAGCCUUCCCUCAUUUUGAUCUUUCGGGUAAGGAAGAAUCUACAGGGUCAAACAUAGACUGUGGGGAUCUCCCUAAGUUGCAGUCUAAAAAAGAAGUAGGAGAAUGUUCAAAAAGAAGAAGGGAUGUUAAUCCAAAAAAGGAACUCUCAAUGAAGAAAAGAUCAAGCCCACCAGAUCAGGAAAUGGAGUUUAAUCUUAAUAGGCAUGAUAGCCUUUGGUUUAUGAAUUUUGGAGCUGCGCAAAGCAUCAAUCUGGAUGGAUUUAUGUUAUGCAGUGAAGCUGGAUGACAGUCAAGAUGACUAGGACCUCUCUUCCCUUUUUUUGGUUGUGAUGUAAUGUCAUCUUAGCUUAGUAUUUCUCAAGUUUUAAUUCUGGUUAAACCCUUGUUUUCGUUAGCUUUAGUUAUGCUUCUGUUUCAGUUGUUGCAGUCUCUGUUUAUAUUGUAAGGAUGCCUCUGGUUUCGUCUGUGAAAAUCAAUAAAAAGUCCUUUUGUGUAAAAAAAAAGAAGUUUCU
This is a messenger RNA of Camelina sativa (false flax), 1811 nucleotides long. NCBI's taxonomy places the organism in Eukaryota, Viridiplantae, Streptophyta, Magnoliopsida, Brassicales, Brassicaceae. The record is from RefSeq and is a predicted model, not a curated record.